AUGAAUAAUAUUUCAAAUUUUCAAAGAAGUAAAUGCCACUACAGAAAUAAUGAAUUAAGUGAAACACAAAUUAAUCAAAGAUUAAAAAAUAUUAAUUUAACUAAGCGUUUGAUAUCAUAUGAAAGGUACAUAAAUGCUAUACCAAAAAAUGAAAGAAGUAAUGAUUUAAAAAAUGAUUGGCACCCUGAAACCCCUAGAGUUAAUAAGCAUUUAAGUUUAUCUCAGUGGAAUAAAGAAGUUCAAAAAUGGAGAAAACAAAUUCAUGCUUGGGGAAAUAUGUCUGAAGAGGUUCAUAAAUACAUUUGCAGUUUAUCUGCUGCAGAAAAAUAUAAUUAUUUAUCUAAUUUAAAAUUACCUGAGUUAAGUCAGAGAGAAAUUAAAAAUUUGAAAAAAAAAAACGAAGAAAUUUCAGAUAUGACAUUAAAAAAUAUUUUAUGGAUUUCAGAUAAAAAGAACCCAGAUGUUUGUGCUGAUAAUAUCAUAAUAGAUAAGCCAUUAUUUUUUCUUCCCCAAAAUUUCAAUGGUACUAUAUUGAAUAAUGAAUUUAUAAUAAUUAAACAGAACUAUUUAGAAAAAUCACUAUUUUCAUUAAAAGAUGAAUACAAUGAAAAUUAUAAAUAUUUAUUUGAAAAAUAUUAUAGAUUAUAUUUUUUGAUGAGAGAUUAUAAUUUAAAUAUUGAAAAAAGCAAAGUAGAAACAAAUGAAAUUAUUAUUGUUUCAAAAAAAAAAGAUCAUUCUGAAAAUAAUAAUAAUAUAAAUGAAAUAAACGAAUACAUGAAAAAUCAGAAAAUAGAGGCAACAAAAUAUUUAUACUGCUCUAAUAUGAAUACAAAAAAUAAAUAUGAAAAAAAAAAAAAAAAAAGAUUUUAA
Messenger RNA from Plasmodium relictum, 870 nucleotides. RefSeq names its product histone RNA hairpin-binding protein, putative (gene SLBP). Lineage: Eukaryota; Apicomplexa; Aconoidasida; Haemosporida; Plasmodiidae. The transcript has a single exon. The record is from RefSeq and is a predicted model, not a curated record. Gene Ontology annotation, molecular function: RNA binding. Bases 1 to 870 code for a protein of 289 amino acids.